AUGUUUUUAAAAACAAAACUCCUAUGGCUUAUAGUCCCAUUCUAUGUACUGGCCGUCGUGGAUGAACUGCUCUACACGGAGGCCUAUAUGAACAGUGUACGCAUCGAAGAGAUACCCUUUGCCCUGACCAUGCAUCACAGCCGCAACCGAAGUCAGAGCGCCCUCCGCAGACCGUCGGAGGAGAGUCGUAACAUCUAUGCCCUCAAACGUGUCGACCAGCACAAAGGUUUUUUGAAGAUUUUCAAUAUUCCCUAUAUAAUUUGCUUUUUUGCUGCCAAAGGCAAGUGGCCGUUUAUACCGCCAUUUAUGCAAACGCAGGUUAAUGCCGCUGCCAGGACAUUUUUCAAUCAGAAUGAUAGUUCGAUUAAACAGUUCUGUCAGAAAUGGAUACAAAUUAAAGAGUGUUUUCGUCCAAUAUUUUCACCCACCACCACCCCGGUCAACUUGGAAGUGAUUACCGUUUCACCGCAACGCUGCCAGUGUGCCAAUCUCGUGUCCACUGAAGCUCCGGUGCCCGUUGUCUAUUUCGAUCGCGACCACAUAGGCAAUAUCAGUGCCGAGACUAUACGUAACACCAUUGAAUUCUUGGAGAAUUUCUUGCCACCACCCACCAAGAAGAAUAAGAGAAAGAAUCGUGUUCGAUCACGUUUGGAUGAAAUGGAUAUUGAAUGAAGCAUUUUGGGAAAAUGCCUCAAAAAAACCAUUCCAUGCAAUUUUAUUAAUGGACUUAUAAAACUUAGCAAAUAUUUUGUGUGUGAGAAGAUGUCUAUGUUUGUGUGUGUGUGCGCGUUUAAAAACUAAUACAUACAUUCGUAAUUAUUCAUAAGAUUAACUAUUUUAGUUAAAUUAAGUAUAAAAAAUCUUCUAAAUAAAUAUAUAAAAA
Musca domestica (house fly) is the source of this 883-nucleotide messenger RNA. RefSeq lists its product as uncharacterized. The record is from RefSeq and is a predicted model, not a curated record. Bases 1 to 672 code for a protein of 223 amino acids. NCBI's taxonomy places the organism in Eukaryota, Metazoa, Arthropoda, Insecta, Diptera, Muscidae. The transcript has 3 exons.